Gasterosteus aculeatus aculeatus (three-spined stickleback) is the source of this 5027-nucleotide messenger RNA. RefSeq names its product double C2-like domains, gamma (gene doc2g). Gene Ontology annotation, biological process: regulation of calcium ion-dependent exocytosis; exocytosis; spontaneous neurotransmitter secretion. NCBI's taxonomy places the organism in Eukaryota, Metazoa, Chordata, Actinopteri, Perciformes, Gasterosteidae. The record is from RefSeq and is a predicted model, not a curated record. Gene Ontology annotation, cellular component: membrane; synapse.
GAGGGAGAGAGAGAGAGAGAGAGAGGGAGAGAGAAAGGGUACAGAGGGAUAUAUUGACUCAAAGCUGCUCUGCAUGCUCCUCAGUGAAUGAGAGACAGAGGACGUGAGAGCAGGCAAGAUGGAGUGCCGGCACAGAUGAAGACUGUCCCUGGUCUCGUUCCACAGUCCACAUGAGUGUCUCCAAACCUCCGCCGCCCCCCUCCACCUCCCACCUGGCGAUCCCCCCUUCCUCCACCUCCGCCCCUUCCUCAUCGGCCACGUCGCCCUCGGCGACACCCCACCCCGCUGGUCCGCCCCCUCCCUCGCCGGUCAAGAUCUCUAUGCAGGAGCACUUUGCCAUCAACGUGUGCCCGGGCCCAAUCCUCCCCAUCCCACAGAUCUCGGACUUCUUCCCCCGUUUCCACGACUACCCCUGCACGCCACCGCCUCCGAGGGAGAAGAAGAUCCUAAAAGAGGAGACUUUCAACGGGGAGACGGGUGUAGGAUACAAGGAUGGGGAGAGGAGGUUGGACAACGACGGAGACCGAGAGGAGGCGGUGGACUCUGACGAUGAGGACACCUACUUGGGAACGUUGGAGUUCACCCUGCUCUUUGAUCAGGAGAACAACUGUCUCCAUUGUACCAUUAACAAGGCAAAGGGACUGAAAGCCAUGGACUCCAAUGGACUGGCUGAUCCAUACGUCAAGCUUCAUCUUCUCCCUGGAGCAAGCAAGGCCAACAAGCUACGCACAAAAACUCUGAAGAACACGCUGAACCCGGUGUGGAACGAAACACUGAUGUACCAUGGCAUCACAGCGGCCGACAUGACCACCAAAACGCUCAGGCUGUGUGUGUGUGACAUGGACAGACUCGGACGAAACGAAUUCAUUGGAGAGGUGCGAGUGGCUCUGAAGAAACUGAAAGAGGGCGAGAACAAGCGCUACAAUAUGGGCCUGGAGAGAAUUGCACAGAAUAAAGAUGCUAACAACCCAACGGUGGAGCAGGGAGCGGUCGUGGCAGAGGAGGAGCGGGGACGCAUCCUGGUGUCACUGUGCUAUAACACAGAGAAGGGCUGCCUGCUGGUAGGGAUCAUACGCUGUGCACAUCUGGCAGCUAUGGACUCCAACGGCUACUCUGACCCCUUCGUCAAAAUCAUGUUGCAGCCAGAUAUGGGGAAAAAGUCCAAAUACAAGACAACAGUGAAGAAAAAGACUCUCAAUCCGGAAUUUAAUGAGGAGUUUUCAUACGAAGUUACCUUGGACCAGCUGGCAAAGAAAACCCUGGAGAUCUCUGUGUGGGACUACGACCUCGGAAUGAGCAACGACUUCAUAGGUGGAGUGGAACUGGGCAUCAAUGCAAGCGGACAGAGACUCAGACACUGGUUUGACUGUCUCAAGAAUAAAGGGAAGAAAGUGGAGUACUGGCAUACGCUCACACAGCAAGGAGCCCCGAGCGGUGACAAACCCGACUAGAUUACACAAGACAUUCAUGCAUACAAACACACACACACACACACACACACAUUUGUCUCCCAGGAAGAUGGAUGAUAACAGAGACUAAGUAAAGGAGUAAUAAGAGCAAAACAUGCAAUAAUAAUAAUGUUGAAAAUGAUCAUAGAACUCCAAUAAUUACUGCACCAACUAUUAGUAUAAUAUGAUAUUCAUAAUAAUAUUAUUGAUAGUAAUAAGGUGUGAUCUGAAAACUUUUUUUAAAAGUUGAACCAAAAUGUGACGAUGUCCUCAUUAAAGUGUUGACGUAACAAAAAAAUUCUCACAAAAUUGUUCUGAAGACCUCACUGUAUUGUGGAAGUCGCUCGUAUUCUGUCAAAUUUACACCUAUGGAGUGAUUUGAGAUUAAUGUACUCAAAAUGAAUUCAGUAAAAGGCACUAAAAGUAUGUGCAAUCCAGAGUAUCAUAAUGUGAUAUACUGUAUAGUUACAGUAGAGGGAAUGUUGUGAAAGGGAUAUUCUAUAUUGAGAAGUUUCGACUUUAGUGGUUGUUGAUCUGAUGCAAAACAACAUGCCGUAUUAUAAAGCACAAAAGGAUCCAUUUGGUGGAUUUGAAACUUUACCGUUUGUUUCAGUGUUCUUGUUCUUACGUCUUUCAUUGUCUUUAAGUGACAGUGGCUUUCGCUCCACUCUCAUUCCGUAUCAAUAUAUGUGUGUGUGUGCGUGUGUGUGCAUGAGGGCUUUAAACAUAUGAGUGCGUACAUUUUUUUAUCUGUACUGUGUGUAUUUUUGUGUGAAUGUGUGUUCUUGUCAUGACCCAUUCACACUGUCUGAAUGCAACUUCAGAGCCACAGAGAUGUUUAGGAAUAAUAAAAGCAGCGCUGGACUCUUGCUGCUUGAGGGUCAGGGGUAGAAAAAAAAAACAUAAAGGGCAGCAGCAUGCAGAAAAGUUUUCAAGCAUGUUGGGCGACCUAUAUGACACUGCAACAUGUCUUCUAAAUUCUAAGGACACCUUAAAGGGCGCUUCAACAUGUUUUCUCCACUGGAAGGGCACCAUAAAGGGCACCGUAUCAUAUUUUAUCUACCCGAGGGGUUUCUAAAGGGUACUUUUGCAUGCUUUUCUUUUUAUCUAUAGUUUUUUUGGACAGGGGUCUGCAUUGAGUAAAGGACAUGAAAGCCACAUUCAGGAGAGAGUUCCCCACCACACCCCUCAUCGGUGUGAGUGCUCCUGGCUCGGGAGGAUUCAAGUUGUCAGCGAUGUGAGCCGUCUCUCUUUCUCAUCAUCGAGUCAUAGACCAACUUUAAGAGUGGAAUUUGACUUGAUGCGUUACCUCUGGCCCAACAGAUAUUGCUUUUUUUGGAGGCGCUUUUGCACCGUGGCUUCACUGCAGCUUCAUGAUCUAGAUAGAACAGGAUCACGGAAGGUUUUCCUCAGUUUCUCCAGUUCGGUCCAGUUGGUGUACCAUUACUUUGCCCAUCUCACCACCACCUGUUGCCAAAAUACUCUGAGUGCAUUCAGCGUCUUUGUCUCUCCCUCUGUCGCUCUCUCUGUCUCCAACACACACAUUAUGCUACUCUUAUUCAACUGCACUUGAACCCGGCCUUGGCCAUUUUCAAAUGGCAGUUGGCCUAGUGUGACGUGGCAUCUUUUUCUAGUUCUUUUCUUCAUCUACUACCUCCAGCGGUCUUACUUAAACCAUCAGCAAUAUCUCAUGCUGGCUGAAAUGUAUUUUAAAUGUAGGGAUUCAGGAUCUAAUGCAGACGUUUUAGUACAGGCCGAUACUCAAAUAGAUCAUUUAUUUUGGAUCUCAUUAACAAAUUUCAUUAACUAAUACACGUGAUAAAGAAGCAAUAGCAAUAAGAAAUUAAUCAAAAUGGAAAGAAUAAAUGCUAAAAAUGCGGACCAAAAAGGUAUCGGCUGACACCUUAUCACUGACUCUUCUUUUGGUUCAUAAUUCUACCAUAAAAGACUUAUCACUUCUAGGUUUUACUUCAAGCAGUGUCAGGGAUGAUGCAACAUUUUCUUCCUGCACGGCAAUUUUGCAGCACUAAUUGUAUGCAUUUCAAAAUGCAGGCAUCCGAUUGGUCCUGUGAUCUAAUCUAUAAGAAUAGGGCUGCGACGAACGAUGUACCUUUGUAAACCCUUGAGACAACGAUCUCAGAAGUUAUGCAAGGAAUGUGGCUGGAGUCUACGUCCACCAUUAGAGGGAAUCAUUGCUUCAUUCAAUGUUGCAUUCAUCCCAUUACUUCAGUCUACAGUCUUACUUCGGUCUACAGUGGCAUGUAUUUCAUCCAAUGGACAAGAGACACUAUCGUGUCCAUGUCUCUGACAUAGGAUUACCUGCUGUUAGUAGAAAUGUCCUCCAUUUUAACCCCAGGACGUAAAAUGCGAUUUCACCCUGCAUGCGUGGUAGCCGGGGACAGUGGAGGACCACAGGCAAAGGAUCGGAGAUGCAAAAAAAAGACUUACAGAUUGCGGAUUUAACCCUUACGUCUGUUAUGCGUCUCGAAACACACCUCGAACCAUCAAUGCUACAUAGCGGCUAGACUACCACUGAACUGUGUAAAUGUUUGACAGGAUAACAGAUGUACUCCCCCCAGUUCCUCUAGCUCUACAGCUCCGGCUGUACACUGGUUCACAUUGGCACACCCACAGUCGGCCACUGGCCUGCAGGAGUUUUUGGAACUGUUUAAUCGAUCCGGCUGCUCAUAUUCUUGGUGUCCUUCAACAACCUUGUGAAUGUCUCAUCGUUGACUGCCAAAAAAAAAAAAAGAAUCCUUCAGUGGUGAAUUAGGUUUGACUAAACAAGGGCUUGGCCAUAAUCGAAGCUUGGAACUAAACCAUGUGGGUGUAACAGAAGGAUAAACAUAUUUUCUGUUCGCUCAUCAAUGACUUUAAAAGAAGGGUUAGGCAAGAUUUAUUCAGUACUUUCUCUAUGCACAUCAAAACUCCCAGCGCGUUGGCAGUGAGAUAAUAAAACCAAAACGACAUUAUUAUGUUAUCAAGGCAUCAAAGAUGCAUUUCUGGGAAUACUCAGUACUUUGAUUGGGUCUAGGCUGGGUGACAGUGAUCUAAUAGAGGUCACAUUUCAGGCUGGUUGCUUAUUCCUGCCUCUGGAUCUGCUGGUUUUGUUUACAGUCACCGAAUUUAGUGACUCUUGUCUAUUGACCCCGCUUUGCUUACGUAAUCAUUUUACCUGCAAUACAGCUGCAUGUUUAGCAAUCACUAUCGUGCGUGUAUAAUAGAGUGCAACCAUGGCUGAUCAUUCGGAAUGCUGAUGUGUUUACAGUCUACGCCAUCAGUGUGUUUUGGGUUUAUUUGUGAAUACAAUGAUUCAGGGUAUUUUUUGCUCAGUUGCUGUGCUUUACCAAGCAAGCUAUUGCUUUAAGAAACAAAACCUUUACUAACACAAAUUUUGACACUUCCGUCUUCCUUAAAUUGAUUACAGUUGUAAUGAUGCAGGGGGGCAUGGCCAAUUGAGAUGGGGAAUUCACUACUGCAGUCCCUGUGUAGUCACUGUCAAUGUCAAUCACACAGUAUGGCUGCCAUCCUGUGGUGGGUUUGUGUAACUACUUCACCAAAUAAAUUGAAGUUGUUUCA